AGGAGAGAGAGGAGGAGACUGGAAGCACAAGAGAGGCUAAGCACGAGCGCAACUACCUAACUGACUCGCGGACAGCUGCCAGCAGAACCCCAGCGCUGCUCACCAAGGCGCGGGGAGCUGCGGUGAUACUCGUAUGCAGGCGAUUGCUGCAGUCUACGUGCUCCCCCUCCUCGCGAGGAGUCUGGGGAGCCGAGGCCGAGAGCGAUGUGCCCGCGCUCCACCCCCGCCACGGGCCCCCCGCGCAUCGGCAGCGGGGCCCGGCAGGGCACUGUGGGGGCAGCGGCUGCUUGAUGCUUGACUUGUCCGAGCGCGCGCGGGGUGAAACGGCAACCGGCAUGGCAGAGGAGAGGAAGGGGGGGGAAGAAUUUUCGUGGAGAGAGCAGUGGGUGACAUGGAGCUCGAAACUCAUUAUCAAAAAAUCCUGGCUCACCCAAUUCGAAGUGGCCGACGGAUACAAGCUGCGAUGUAAGGACCGCGGGAGUGCUCCUAACUUUGUGAACCCUACCAGAUGCCUCGGAUGGCAGGACGAAGGGCGGCCUGGCAACAGCACGGACCUGCAGCAUGCCAGGGCCGCACCCCUUCAGCAGUUCGUGGCCGACCUUGGAACAUGAUAGCCAGUGGGCUCCCAACAU
This is a messenger RNA of Prorocentrum cordatum, 632 nucleotides long. The record is from the annotation of a GenBank genome assembly. NCBI's taxonomy places the organism in Eukaryota, Dinophyceae, Prorocentrales, Prorocentraceae.